AUGACUCAUUUCGUCGGUGUUGACUUUAAUUCAUUAUAUCCUUCAUCAUUUUCAUCUAAUCCUCAUGAUUUCAUUCAAUAUACUGACCAUAAAAUGUAUAUGCCGGGAAGAUUGAAUGGUGUUAUCAUUUGUGAUACAGCAACAAAGAAAGCAAAAGCACUGGGAAUAAUUAAGAAGAAAAAUACUUUAUUUGUGGCUGAAGUAAAGGGUCACAUUGAUGAAAAAUUCAUUAAUGAUUACAUAAACUUUUUACCAAUAAUAAGAAACUUAGAUAUUAUCACAGAUGAAAAAACAAUUGGCAGUUUUAUGUAUGAUUACAUGAAAUCAAACAAUCUACCAGUUGACCAGAAACAGAGGAAAUUAACUCAGUUAGCAUCAACACACAACCAAUAUCAACCAUUUUCUUCUUAUUAUCUAUGGUAUCUAAUAGACAGAUUUCAUUUUAUCAUCGAUGAUAUUCAAUCAAUUUUAACAUUUACUAAAAACACUUGUUUUAAUGAAUUUGCGAACAAAUUUAUGAACGAAAGACAAAAGGCUGAAUUAGAAGAAAAUAAAGGAAAAAGUUUAUUUUGUAAGAUUUCGCUUAAUGGAUCAUAUGGUUACGAUGCAAUGAAUACACAAAAUUACGCAAAGACUAAAAUAAUGAAUGCACAGAAGGCACGCGUUGCAUGUAUGUCAAAUAAGUUUAAAAACAUAAGAGAAAUAGGUGAAGAUACAUAUCAAGUGAUGCUUAAAGAUAGAUUUUAUAGAUGUGAUACAUGUUUACAAGAGGCAUUCUUCACUUUAGAUAACGCAAAAUACUGGUAUUUAGUUUUCAUUUAUGAUUUUAUGUAUAAAUGCAUGGAUGUUAAUCGUUUUCAUUUCAUUGAAGGUGAUAUUGAUUCAUCUUAUUGGGCAAUCGCUGGCGACCCAAGUCUUCCUAACACUCAAGCAUUUCAAGCAAUUGUUACCGAUAAACAAUUUUAUGAUAAAAACAUUUUCAAAUUCGCACCUUUUGAUUUCUUCUGUUUUGAUGAGAAAUUUAAACCUAAAUUAAAGAAUAAAGCUGAAGAAAAAGCACAUGAGAAGAAGUUAUUGGGUUUAGCAAUUGAGAAACAAGGUGAUAACAUGGUUGCUUUAUGUCCUAAGUGUUAUACAUCAUUCAACGGUUCAAU
Trichomonas vaginalis G3 is the source of this 1154-nucleotide messenger RNA. Its product is annotated as DNA/RNA polymerases family. The transcript has a single exon. NCBI's taxonomy places the organism in Eukaryota, Parabasalia, Trichomonadida, Trichomonadidae. The record is from RefSeq and is a predicted model, not a curated record. The annotation marks the transcript as partial.